GCUCUCACCGUGACCGCCACCGCCCUCCCCACGACAUCAGGGCCCGAGGGCACCAUGACGCUGCUCAAGCUGUCCCUCAUGGCCUUCAGCUUCGUCUUCUGGGCAGCGGGGCUGACCAUGCUCAUCAUCGGCCUCUGGGCCAAGGUGUCUCUGGGCAGUUACUUAGCGCUGUCGGCCAGCGGCUACCCCAGCGCCCCCACCAUCCUCUUGGCCACCGGCGUCGCUGUCAUCAUCUGGGGCUUCCUGGGAUGCUUCGGCGCCGCUACGGAGCACCGGGGACUCCUGCGCGCCUACAGCGCCUUCCUGGCGGCCGUGCUGGCGGCCGGGCUGGCGGCCGGGCUCUCGGCGCUGCUGUACCGCCAGACCCUGGCGCAGGGCUUCCAGGAGGGGCUGCGCCGGGCGCUGCUGGCCUACGGGGAGGACGACGGCGUGGCGGACGCCCUGGACGCCCUGCAGCGAGCCUUGUCCUGCUGCGGCGUGGAGAGCUACCGCGACUGGCUGCGCUCGCCCUGGGCGCUGGGGCAGAACGGCUCGGUGCCCCUCAGCUGCUGCCGGGCCCGCCGCGGCUGCCAGCGCCGCCCGCCCGACGCGCGCUGGCUGCACCGCGACGGCUGCUUCGGCAGGGUGUCCGCCUUCGUCGGCAGCAACCUGUACUGUGUCGCCACCGCUGCCCUGGGGCUGGCACUGCUGCAGCUCGUCGGCAUCGUGCUGGCCUGCCUGCUGGCUGCCCGCGUCCCUGCCCACCUGCUGGGCAUCGCCACCCCUCGCUGAAUCCCCCCACUCCUACCCCUAGUCCCCUCCUGCCCUCUUCUUUCCCUCAUAACUGUGUACAUCCCACUGGGAAUAUCCUUCCUUCAGAUUCAGCAUUUCCACUUGAGCAUCGUCCUCCAGGCUCCAUUCCUCUGGAGCCUGUGUUAGGGGCUAUGAGCAUCUAAGUCCUUCAGGGGGGAAGGUGCUGGGAAGGUGCGUGCUGGCCUGACCAUGUGUCCUGCAGGGCAGCAGGUCCCCGCUGGAGCCUCUGGACAACUUCUGCAGGGAGUGGUGGCAGCAUGGACAUCACUCUCUGAGGCAGCAGGGACAUCUGUGGCAAGGCUGGCCGGUUUUCUGGGUGAUGUAAACAGCAAGGCACCUAAACGUGGACCAGGAAAGAGUAGAGGGUCUAGGAGAGCAAGAGAGGUGUCUCAACAUUACACCAUGUGAGUAUUCUUCUGAGACUGGAAAAUGAUGUUACUGGAAAGCUGCUGGAGUGCUCGAGGGGCAGGCCUGGUCCAGGGGACAGCCGUGCCAGCAGCUGGCACUGGGAGCUGCUUGAGGGACUGUCUUGCACCGUGCAUCCCAUUGCCGCAGAUAUCCUCCUUCCUUCGGUGUGAGUGAAUUCAAGUUGUCCAGCUGCUACGUGUGCUUUUCCCGCUGUUUCCAAUGCCGAUUUCCAUCCAAAGGUGGAGCUGCAGCUCUAAGUGUUACUCCCUCCUUCAGGAUAUGCCUGUCGUCGUAGCCAGUGUGUGGCUGGUUAUAGAUAUCUUUGCCGGGCUGAAAAGACCUAAAACCUUGGUCCCUGUUGUACAGGAAGAUGGCAAAAGCUGUACGAUCAGAUCUGAUGAGGGAUGGCAAGAGGAGGGAAGGGUUCACUACCCUUCAGAAGUUUGUUUUGGACUUUUACUGUUAACAUCGGGAUGAAUGGAAUAGGCUGACUGUUUUAUAAAAGGGUUUCUAGAAAACAGCCCUCAGACUGUAACAUUGUUCCUCUCUCAAAGGAUCUGUCUCUGAAGUCUGCCCCCACCUACAUUUUUGAAGCCAGACCUGUAUACAACCUGAGAGUAAAUGGAGAAUCCCCAAGACUUGCUGUGCAGCCCUGGGUGUAUUCAGGUCAGACAGCAAAAUAAAUCUACAAGAAUUUGGGGUUUUUUGCAACAGGUCUGGAUUUGCAUUUGGAGUUUGAGGAAGAGCAAGCCAUGCACUUCAGAGAGUCCUGAACUUUCAUAGCUUAACGCUGGCUUCUUUCCACUUCCUUAAUACCCAUGAACUCUAUUUUUACAUAUUUCUCUACUUCACAGCACAGACAUGCCCACCUUAACCAGCAAACAGGGGAGGAAUGAUUUCAGAAAAGAACCACAAGAACCACCAGAACAUGGCAUCUCUUAGGAAUGUGGCUUGCAAAGUUGGGGAGGAUGAUCAAAUGAGUAAAGGAGAUGACUGGUAUCUUCAUGGAAGAGUGGAGCAACUUUGGGGGAAAAGCUUUUUUUCAUGUAUUAGGCAGCUAUUUAGCUAUGAUAAUCAUGUUCCAGGGUAACAGUGUAGUAGUGUGAACAGUCUUUGCAGUCAUUUGGGUAUUCAUCUGCAUGGGUGGACCCUGCAAAUGUGUUAGGAAUCUCUAUAGGCAAAACUGUGCUUUAAUUUUGAGGGCUGAUGUUUAUUAUUUUACAAAAUAUAAUUUUUGUUUUUGCUUGUAAAUGUCUGUGUAUAUUUUUUGAGUUAUGCAAUAGUGGAGUUCCUGUUUUUUUUCUGGAAGUCAAGAUGAUGUUGUACAAUUUUAACAAUGGGCAAAAAGUAUAGUUUGUAUGGUAAAUGUUACUUGAGAAAUAAAGUUUAGCAGCUGCUAAGAGCAAAACA
Molecule: messenger RNA, 2610 nt
Organism: Melospiza melodia melodia
Lineage: Eukaryota; Metazoa; Chordata; Aves; Passeriformes; Passerellidae
Product: tetraspanin-7-like
Exons: 1
Coding region: 55-771 (238 amino acids)
Cellular component (GO): plasma membrane
Source: RefSeq, a predicted model, not a curated record